Molecule: messenger RNA, 1759 nt
Organism: Ostrinia furnacalis (Asian corn borer)
Lineage: Eukaryota; Metazoa; Arthropoda; Insecta; Lepidoptera; Crambidae
Gene: eff
Product: ubiquitin-conjugating enzyme E2 eff
Exons: 5
Coding region: 287-730 (147 amino acids)
Source: RefSeq, a predicted model, not a curated record
UUUCCUGUUCGUUGUUCUCUGUUCGCAGAUAGUGUGCUAAUUUUAGUAUAGACUGCGUCGUAUUUUAAUUCUUACUGUAUAAUAUUAUAAGUUAUUCUUAUUUUUUUCAUAAGCAUUUAAAGUUUAUAGUUGUGUAAAUUAGAUAUUGAAGUUAAUAUUACAUAAAACGACUAGGGUGGUACUUUUGCGUUUAGACGGGGAGCCAUCUUGCAAUCUCUAAUCAAAGGUCCUUGGCUCACAGUUUCGUCUAGUUGAAAGCCGAUUUAUUCCAUCAUAAAAUAAUCAAAUGGCGUUAAAACGAAUUAAUAGGGAAUUACAAGACCUCGGCAGAGACCCCCCAGCACAAUGUUCUGCAGGCCCACACGGUGAAGAUCUUUUCCACUGGCAAGCCACAAUUAUGGGUCCAGUUGACAGUCCCUAUCAAGGAGGCGUAUUCUUCCUCACCAUACAUUUUCCAACAGAUUACCCGUUCAAACCACCAAAAGUUGCAUUCACAACACGUAUUUACCAUCCCAACAUAAACAGUAAUGGUUCCAUUUGCCUCGACAUUCUGCGCUCACAGUGGUCUCCGGCACUCACCAUAUCCAAAGUGUUGCUCUCAAUCUGCUCACUGCUAUGCGAUCCAAACCCAGAUGACCCAUUGGUGCCAGAAAUCGCUAGGAUCUACAAAACGGACAGAGAAAAGUACAAUGAACUAGCCCGCGAGUGGACAAGGAAGUAUGCCAUGUGAUGAGUCAAUGGUGGACAGCAACAUACACAUCGCCACAGCCCGGGCUCUAACCCCUCCCCGUUCCUGCUCCCUGUUUUUUGAAUUCCCCCCAUGACCCAAAUUUACCGAUAAUUGUAUAAAUAUUCAAUGUCACCUUAGAAUCAAUCUAACUUCAAGUCAUUUCCUAUAAUUUUAAACUGGAAUUAUUGCAUCUAAGUAAACACGGUACACAUGUGCAAAUAUAGUUUCUGUUUUAUCUAAUAAGAACAUUUUCUAUAAGAGCAAAAUUACUUUCUGUUAACAUUGAUGUGUCAGUAGAUGUCAUACAACUCAUUUAGUUGAGGGUUAGUUAAAUUUACAUUUGAAUUUAUGUAUUUCCUAAAGAAUUUGUACUUUAACUAGAUCUAAAUUGCAUUGUGAAACUGUACAAUAGCCAUAUGUUUAGGAAAUGGAGCGUUCCUUGCUUACCACUUGUCCGGUCACUUAGGAAUUUUGUCGAUGAAAUGUAAGUAAAGCUCAUAAGUGUUAAGAACAUUUUGGGUAAUGUAAGUAAGUGGUAUUACAAAAUGAGCUCGUUGACGGGAGUCGAGUGAGUGUUAAUUUUUUUUACUAGAAAAACAACUUUUUUAAGUUAGUUAAUGUAGCGUGCUACUAAGCAGACUGACAUUAAUUGAUACGGUCAGUUUUCUUUCAUCCACAAUAUUUUAUAAUGAUGGAAAACGCUCCAAUAGUUACAACAUUCAGUAUAAAUUACAGUGUAUCUCAUAAGAUGAUAAGUUACGAUUAAUCUAGAUUUUUUUCAAUAUGGCGAUCUUUAUAUUAUAAUUUUAUCUAAUAUAUAUUGUGGUUGUAAGGAUAUCUGCGUUGUGAUUUUCACGAACGUCCUGUCCUGCUAGCCACCCUGUCCUCGCGUGUACGGAGAAGCUUGUCACUUGGUAACUCUGGGAGAUAUUUCAAAUUUAAAGCUUAUUCAAAUUGUAAUCAAUCAACAACUUGUAUUUUAGCUUCACUAAAUUGUAAGAAACAAUAAAUUAUUGUGUAUGUAAAUAA